Messenger RNA from Sebastes umbrosus (honeycomb rockfish), 4044 nucleotides. Its product is annotated as gastrula zinc finger protein XlCGF57.1-like. Gene Ontology annotation, cellular component: nucleus. Lineage: Eukaryota; Metazoa; Chordata; Actinopteri; Perciformes; Sebastidae. The transcript has 2 exons. The coding region runs from base 414 to 2621 and encodes 735 amino acids. The record is from RefSeq and is a predicted model, not a curated record. Gene Ontology annotation, molecular function: RNA polymerase II cis-regulatory region sequence-specific DNA binding; DNA-binding transcription factor activity, RNA polymerase II-specific. Gene Ontology annotation, biological process: regulation of immune system process; negative regulation of transcription by RNA polymerase II; regulation of cytokine production.
UGCUGUUUUUUAACAAAAUGGCGUUUAGCUUGGUUAGCUCGUUAGCAGAGUCUCUUUGUUGUCCAACAGUUCUGAUCCAUCAGAGCCUCUGUGUGUCUGGAUCAACCUGUCUGAAUGGACUUUGUGCUCUUCAGCUUUUAUUCUGAAGGUCUGACCUCUGACUCAUCUCCCGGUAGCCUACAAAGCUACUGAAGUUAGCUUAGCAUGCUAGCUGGUUAGCAACACAGCUGCUAGUCAGAGUGACCGUUUGAUGGAGAGCAAACUGUGUUUCUGACGGAGUUUGAUGGAGAGCAAACUGUGUUUCUGACGGAGUCUGAUGGAGAACAAACUGUGUUUCUGACGGAGUCUGAUGGAGAGCAAACUGUGUUUCUGACGGAGUCUGAUGGAGAGCAAGUUUCUGUCAUUGUGGUAAAAUGUGUAAAGUCCAGAUGCUGAGAGCGUUGGUGAAGCAGCGACUAACUGCGGCUGCUGAAGAGAUAUGUGGGCUGUUUGAAAGAACGAUAGCAGAGUACGAGGAGGAACUCUCUCGAUCAAAAGAGGAGAACGAGCGACAACAGAAACUACUGGACGCUGUUUUACACCCUCAGCUUCAGUUACACAGAGCAGAUGUCCAGCAGCUGUUGGUGGUUAAAGAGGUUCCCCCUGAGCAGCAGGAGUGGAGCCCCAGUCUGGACCAGGAGGACCCAGAGCCCCCACACAUUAAAGAGGAACAGGAGGAACUCUGGACCAGUCAGGAGGGAGAGCAGCUCCAAGGGCUGGAGGACUCUGAUAUUGAGUUCCCAUUCAGUCCUGUCUCUGUGAAGAGUGAAGAAGAUGAUGAAGAGAAACCUCAGUCCUCACAGCUUCAUCAAAGUCAAACUGAACAGAUGGAAACAGAAGCUGAUGGAGAGGACUCUGGAGGACCAGAACCAGCCAGGAACUCAGAUUCAGAUGCACAUUUACAACCAGAUACUGUUGACAAGACUGGAGACUGUUCUGUACCUGAGGCUGAAAACAGUGAUGACUGGAAGGAGACCAGAGAACCUCAGUCACGUUUAAACUCUUUGAAAAAUGAUGAAGUUACAUUCAGUGAUUUCAGAUGUAGUGCUGGAGAGAAACCAUUUAGCUGCUGUGAGUUUGAGAAAACAUUUGGCAACAGUGGAAAUCUGAGGAUACAGGAGAGAACUCAUACAGGAGAAAAACCUUUCAGCUGCUCAGUUUGUAAGAAAUCUUUUACACAGCUUGGAAGUUUACAGAAACACAUGAGAGUCUCUGUGUGUGUUAACUGUUUUCCUGCAGACGUCCAGCAGCUGUUGGUGGUUAAAGAAGAGGUUCUCCCUGAGCAGCAGGAGUGGAGCUCCAGUCUGGACCAGGAGGACCCACAGCCCACACACAUUAAAGAGGAACAGGAGGAACUCUGGACCAGUCAGGAGGGAGAGCAGCUUCAAGGGCUGGAGGAGGCUGAUAUCAAGUUCCCAUUCUCUCCUGUCCCUGUGAAGAGUGAAGAAGAUGAUGAAGAGGAACCUCAGUCCUCACAGUUUUAUGAAAGACAAAUUGAACAGAUGGAAACAGAAGCUGAUGGAGAUGACUGUGGGGGACCAAAACCAGCGAGGAACUCAGAUCCAGAUGCACAUUUACAACCAGAUACUUAUGACAAGACUGGAGACUUUUCUGAACCUGAGACUGAAAACAGUGAUGACUGGAAGGAGACCAGAGAACCUCAGUCAGGUUUAAACUCUUUGAAAAAUUAUGAAGUCCCUCUCAGUGAUUCAAGAUGCAGUACUCGUGAGAAACCAUUUAGCUGCUCUGAGUGUGGGAAAACAUUUGGCAGCAGUGGAAAUCUGAAGAGACACAUAAGAACUCAUACAGGAGAAAAACCUUUCAGCUGCUCAGUUUGUAAGAAAUCUUUUACACAGCUUGGAGGUUUACAGAAACACACAAAAAGCCACACAGGAGAGAAACCUUUCAGCUGCUCAGUGUGUGGUAAAGGUUUCAUUGAAAAUGGACAUCUGAAUAGACACAUGAGAUCACACACAGGAGAGAAACCUUUCAGCUGCUCAUUGUGUGGUAAAGAUUUCAUUGAUAGUGGAGAUCUGAAGGUACACAUGAGAACUCAUACAGGAGAGAAACCUUUCAGCUGCUCGGUCUGUAAGAAGUCUUUUACACAUAGUGGAAGUUUUCGGAAACAUGUGAGAAAUCACACAGGAGAGAAACCUUUCAACUGCUCAGUGUGUGGUAAAUGUUUCAUUGACAAUGGACAUCUGAAUAGACACAUGAGAAGACACACAGGAGAGAAACCUUUCGGCUGCUCAGUGUGUGGUAAAGAUUUCACUGAAAGUAUAGAUCUGAAGGUACACAUGAGAACUCAUACAGGAGAGAAACCUUUCAACUGCUCAGUUUGUAAUAAAUCUUUUGCACAGAGUGGAAGGUUACAUAAACACAUGGUAACUCACACAGGAGAGAAACCUUUCAGCUGCUCGGUCUGUAAGAACUCUUUUGCACAAAAAGGAUAUUUACAGACACACAUGAGAAUCCACACAGGAGAGAAACCUUUCAGUUGCCCAUUUUGUGAUAAAAGAUUUCUGCGCAAGGACCAUAUGAAGUUACACAUGAGAACUCAUACAGGAGAGACUCCCCUUUAGUUUUGUUUUUUGGCAAAUGUUUUAUACAAAAUGUAAAUCUGACAUAUCACUUGGACACAUCACACAAGGGAGAAACCAUUUAGUUCCACAGUUUGUGGUAAAACAUUUAUAGAAAAAGCAACUAUGACACACCACAUGGCAGUCCACACAGGGAAAAAAUAUUCAGUUGCAGUGACUGUAACUAAAGAUUUGCCUGUCGUCAUCAGGUUAAAAGACAUUAAUGUGUUGGUCAUCAAUCCUCACAGCUUCAUGAAACUCAAACUGAUGAGACAGAGCUUCCAGUCAGAGGCAGAGCCUCCAGUCAGCACCGCAAUUGAACAGAUUGAAACAGAAGCUGAUGGAGAGGACUGUGGAGGACCAGAACCAGCCACGAACUCAGAUCCAGUUACACAUUUACAACUAGAUACUGAUGACAAGACUGGAGACUCUUCUCAACCUGAGACUGAUGACAGUGACAACAGAGAUUUUUAGAAAGAGAGCAGUGGACAUCUGUCAGGUUUAAAUACUCAAAAAUCACAAGAAUGAGAAUGUCAAUAAGAAGUCAUUCUUCUUCCUCUGCUGUGAGCAAACAGCAUUUAGAGUUGGGCAUGGUUUCAGUUUUAGACUUCUCACAGGCUGUAUGUAAAGGGCUCUGUUUGAUAUUAAUAGUUUCAUCCAUGCAGUUGGCUCAGAUUAAAAUUGAAAAUGAAGUAGGGAGACUUCUGGUCUGAUAUUUGUUAUGAAGGUUUAUGGUUUUCUUUUACUUUCCUCUUUUGUCUCGGUCUCACUGUGAGGGGAAACUUUUAUAGCUUGACAUGAGAAGAAUCUCCUAAACAACUUUAAAUUGGGUCAUUCACAGUGUUUCCUGGUUUAUUAAACUGCUUUUAUUGUCUGUAUGCAUGUGAAAUGAUAAUUGAGUGAUACACUUGACUUAUUUGCUGUAGUUUGUUAUCUGGAGAUAAGUUGAUGUUUUGAUGGAUUGAUCUGAUUUUAUAUGAUUGUGUGAUAUACUUUUAAUAGACUUUACAUAUUUUGAUCUGUUUGGAGAAUAUUUACAACAUAGAAAAGUGAAUAUCCUCCCAUACACUGUCCCUUUUUCUGUUUUCAUAUAUAUACUGUAUAUAUUCAUGAAUGUUUAUUGAAAUGUGGUGAGGUACAAGGAGCCCUCUAUGUACAGAUCUCCACAGAUAGCAACGGUCUUUUACAACAUUAAACUGUCUAAUAAAAGAUUCAGACAAACCAAUUUGGCGGCAACAGAAACCAAUGAAAUAUAUCUUCCAUUUGAAACUUAAGGGAAAGGGAAACAAACUACUUUCAUCUUUUGAAUUUGGACAGCUAUGAAAAUGGAAUAACAUUUGUGUCUUUCUUCAAACUGAGUUGGUUGAAUGAAUAAAAAGUGUUUCCCGAACUGAAGGACGUAAUAAAGGGAACACAAGAACCGAAA